Molecule: messenger RNA, 604 nt
Organism: Hibiscus syriacus
Lineage: Eukaryota; Viridiplantae; Streptophyta; Magnoliopsida; Malvales; Malvaceae
Product: basic leucine zipper 4-like
Exons: 1
Coding region: 80-571 (163 amino acids)
Biological process (GO): positive regulation of DNA-templated transcription
Cellular component (GO): nucleus
Molecular function (GO): transcription cis-regulatory region binding; DNA-binding transcription factor activity
Source: RefSeq, a predicted model, not a curated record
UCCCCUCUUCUCUCACUUGCUACUACUAUUGAUUCAAAACCGUUUUUGUUCUCCUGUUCUGUUUGGUCUGAUUGAUCCAAUGUUCUUGUCUGAAGAAGCUGAUCAGUUCGAAUUACCGGUUCAAGAAACCGGCUUCACACGCGAAGAGCUUGAAGAGUUGUUAUCUUUUCUGGAAUCGAAUGAACCGGUUAGUCCAAACUCCGGUUCAGAAGGCUCGACUGGAGCUGCAUCUUCUCUUGAACCUAAUGAACCAGUCAGUCCAAACUAUGGUUCGGAAGGUUCAACUCGGGCGGUGUAUUCGGCAGACGAGAGGAAGAAAAGACGCACGAUAUCGAACCGAGAAUCAGCGAGGCGGUCCCGUUUGCGAAAAAGGAUGCAUUUGGAGAACAUCACGGACGAAGUUAACCGGUUGAGCAUAGAGAACCAGCAACUUAAAAACCGAAUCAGCUCGGUCAUGAAUCAAUAUCACAUUGUAUGGGGAGAAAAUGAACAGCUAAGAUCCGAAUCCGUAGCUCUUUGGACCAAACUCUUGGAUCUUUACUGGACUUUAGCCACCAUGCAACCUCGAUAGCAUAUAUUGCAUUAAACCUUUUACUUUGAAAGG